Molecule: messenger RNA, 2253 nt
Organism: Elaeis guineensis (African oil palm)
Lineage: Eukaryota; Viridiplantae; Streptophyta; Magnoliopsida; Arecales; Arecaceae
Product: indole-3-acetic acid-amido synthetase GH3.10
Cellular component (GO): cytoplasm
Molecular function (GO): acid-amino acid ligase activity
Source: RefSeq, a predicted model, not a curated record
GGUGUGGUUCUGGGGAGAGGAAGAGAACCAGCGGGACCAAGCACCAGAUUCGUCUCUGGUGAUGGUGCUGUGAUACCGGCAGCAACAAUAACAACUAAUUACGGAACCAUCCGCCCAGCAUGACCGUCGAGGAGGCCGCGGCCGCGGGGGAGGACCAGGAGAUCAUAUCCUGGUUCGAAGGGGUGGCCGAAAAUGCCGGGCUGGUCCAGACGCAGACGCUCCGCCGCAUCAUCGAGCUCAACCACCGCACCGAGUACCUCCAGAAGUGGCUCGGCCGCGACCUUCAGGUUCAGGACCUGGACCCCGCGGCGCUGGAGUCCCUCUUCAUCUCCUCCGUCCCUCUCGCCUGCCACGCCGACCACGAGCCCUACAUCCAGAGGAUCGCCGACGGGGAUAUCUCUCCCCUCCUCACCCAGGAGCCCAUCAGCACGCUCUCCCUCAGUUCAGGAACCACGGAUGGAAGGCCCAAGUAUGUGCCCUUCACGCGCUUCAGCUCUCAGUCGACUCUUCAAAUCUUUAGGUUGGGAGCUGCCUACAGAUCAAGAGUGUUUCCAAUAAGGGCUGGCGGAAGGAUUCUUGAGUUCAUCUACAGCAGCAAGCAGUUCCAGACCAAGGGAGGCCUCACGGCUGGCACAGCCACCACCCACUACUUCGCAAGCGAGGAGUUCAAGACCAAGCAGAAGAGAACCAAGUGCUUCACCUGCAGUCCCUACGAGGUGAUCGCUGGGGGAGACUACAAGCAGUCCACCUACUGCCACCUCCUCCUCGGCCUCGCCUUCAGUGACCAGGUCGAGUUCGUCACGUCCACCUUCGCCUACAGCAUCGUCCAGGCCUUCGCGGCCUUUGAGGAGCUGUGGGAGGAGCUCUGCGACGACCUGAGGGGAGGGACCCUCAGCCUCAGGGUCACCUCGCCGGGGAUGAGGAGGGCCGUGAUGGACUGCCUCUCCCCCAACCCUUCUCUGGCUUCCAACGUGGAGAUGAAGUGCAGAGAGCUCGAGGGCUCGGACUGGGGCAGCCUCAUACCUAAGCUGUGGCCCAACGCCAAGUACAUCUACUCCAUUAUGACCGGGUCGAUGCAACCUUACCUGAAGAAGUUGAGGCACUAUGCCGGGUACCUGGCAUUGGUUUGUGCCGAUUAUGGAUCCACUGAGAGUUGGAUUGGGGUAAAUUUGGAACCGCAUGAUACCCCGGAGAGAGUUACUUUCACGGUGAUUCCCACCUUCUCUUAUUUUGAGUUCAUCCCUCUCUACACGCGGAACAAGAAAGACAACAGCAAUUUGGUGGUAACUGAUGACUUUCUGGAGGGUGACCCAUUGCCGCUUUCCCGAGUCAAGGUUGGGCAGCAGUAUGAGAUUGUCCUCACCACUUUCACAGAUUCACACAGUCCUUCAACAUGGAACUCCCUGACUUCAAAGAGACCCCCUUUCAGGCCUCUACAGAUACAGGCUUGGAGACGUGGUGGAGGUGGCGGGAUUUUACAAAGGAGCCCCAAAAUUAACCUUUAUUUGCAGGCGGAAGCUAAUACUGACCGUGAAUAUCGACAAGAGCACAGAAAGGGACCUCCAGAUAGUGGUAGAGAAAGGGUCCAGGCUCCUGAGCCAGACCAGGGCCGAGGUGGUCGACUUCACCAGCCAUGCAGACCUUGCAGCGCAUCCAGGCCGCUACGUGAUCUACUGGGAAGUCAAGGGCGAGGCCGCGGACGGCGUCCUCGACGCGUGCUGCCGGGAAAUGGAUGCGUCCUUCGCGGACCAUGGCUACGUGGUCUCGAGAAAGACCGGUUCCAUCGGGCCCUUGGAGCUCCGGAUCGUGGAGACUGGCACGUUUGGGAAAAUACUGGAGUAUUACAUUGGCAACGGUGCCGCCAUGAGCCAGUUCAAGACACCCAGGUGCACCACCAACGAGGUGCUGCUGAGGAUCCUGGACCGGUGCACGGUCAAGCGCUUCAGAAGCACGGCCUAUGGGUGAAUCAUGAGGUGGUCCUUUCUCUAUUCUAUUUACCUGUGAGGUUGUAGCAUUUGGACCAUAAAUAGGAUGCUUCAGUUGCUAGAAUCAUGCUACUGGCCUAGCUAACCUGACCCAGCUGAGGCUAGGUGUGGCGGGUCGCCAUGCACUCGUAAACGCCAGGUGGACUCACGCUAGAGAAGCAUGGGUAGCUUGUUCCAGUGAUUUAUGAAGUGCUACGAAGUCACUGGCAUUUUACUGUCUUUUGUAAACUUUUUAAAUCAUGAAAUUUGUGUGUUUGGCUUCCACGAA